GUCAUUUUAUAUGAAUUUCGAAUUUCGUUUGCGAAGCUUUUGUAAAAAUUUUGAAAAUUAUCAGUAUAAAGUUAAUGUAUUUAAAAUGCCCGUCGCUGUUCGCUUGGUGGAAGCCUUGGCCUUAGUCACACUGAUGGCCCUCAUAACUUGCGUUUCUCUUGGAGUUGUCAUCGCACAGCGAACGUUAAGUCUUACUAUAACAUUUAUUGAGCCGGCUGCAAACAUACUCGAUGUGGUUCUGAUCAUGAUAGAGAAAAUGCUUGUGGGCGCCCUCGUAUGCACUGUUACUCUAAUCAACACUGUGAGCAGUGCUUUGCAUAUGAUUGGAAUUGCCUAAAUACGUUUCCUUGUAUCGUUGAAAUUCUUCUGCUCUCUUUUUCGCAUGCAAAUAAAGGCGGUUCGCGAUG
Drosophila nasuta is the source of this 407-nucleotide messenger RNA. RefSeq lists its product as uncharacterized. The transcript is spliced from 2 exons. Bases 11 to 337 code for a protein of 108 amino acids. NCBI's taxonomy places the organism in Eukaryota, Metazoa, Arthropoda, Insecta, Diptera, Drosophilidae. The record is from RefSeq and is a predicted model, not a curated record.